Messenger RNA from Caenorhabditis remanei, 1605 nucleotides. RefSeq lists its product as uncharacterized. Gene Ontology annotation, biological process: ammonium transmembrane transport; ammonium homeostasis. NCBI's taxonomy places the organism in Eukaryota, Metazoa, Nematoda, Chromadorea, Rhabditida, Rhabditidae. Gene Ontology annotation, molecular function: ammonium channel activity. Gene Ontology annotation, cellular component: membrane. Bases 1 to 1605 code for a protein of 534 amino acids. The transcript has 9 exons. The record is from RefSeq and is a predicted model, not a curated record.
AUGUCGGCGCCGGUGAAUUUGACGGCAGAAAUUGUUCAGCUUCAUGCUGAAAUUACAAGACUCGAGACGGGUUUCUAUGAGAAUGUCAACUCGUUCUUCCUCUGCUCCAUGGCUCUCAUUAUCUUCUUCAUGCAAUGCGGUUUCGCAUAUCUUGAAGCAGGAGCCGUACGCAGUAAGAACACGACAAACAUUCUUAUAAAGAAUCUUCUUGACUCUUGUAUUUGCAUCAUCGGGUAUUGGGCAAUCGGAUGGGCACUAGCUUACGGUGAAUCUGGAGAUGGUGUGAACCUAUUCUUCGGUCACUCCCAGUUUUUCCUUUCUGGAUUCUCUGACUAUCCCCGAUUCUUUUUCCAAUACGUAUUCUCUGCUACUGCUGCGACUAUUGUUUCCGGUGCUGUCGCUGAAAGAUGUGAAUUCAUCACCUAUGUGACGUACUGUACUGUUAUUUCAACAUUCAUCUACCCGAUUCUCACCCACUGGGGAUGGUCAGAGAAUGGAUGGAUGGCACAAGGAAUCACUAGUGGAAUCAUUGAUACCAAAUAUGAUGAUUUCGCUGGAUCAGGAGUCGUUCAUCUCUGCGGGGGGUCAAUUUCUUUCCUCGCCGCAUGGUUUAUGGGACCAAGAAUCGGAAAAUUCCCUGAAGAUGAGGAUGACGAAUCGGAUGAAAUUCUUGGUCACUCUGUUCCAUUUACCGCGUUGGGAGGAUUCAUUCUGAUGUUCGGUUUCUUGGCAUUUAAUGGAGGUUCAGUUGCCAGUAUCUCACAUGCAGGAGAUGGGCAUACUGUAGCUUUGGCUAUGGUCAAUACCAUUAUGAGUGGAUCAUUUGCCGCUCUAACUUAUCUCGGCGUUCAUUAUUAUCAACACGGAAAAUGGACACUUCUCCUAACAAUCAACGCAUGUUUGAGUGGAAUGGUUGCCGCAUGUGCCGGAUGUAACAAGAUGGAGCCCUGGGGAUGCAUCUGGGUUGGAACUGGAGCUGGAUUGUUAUAUCUGGCUUGCAGUAAGCUUAUGAUCAGACUGAAGAUUGAUGACCCUCUUGAUGCUUUCGCCGUGCAUGCUGGUGGUGGUUUCUGGGGAUUGAUGUCAUCUUCCAUUAUUUCACGUGGUGGUCUUGCAUAUGCUCUUGUUGGCUCAAUUGCUGGAGAGGAAAAUUCAGGAGAUCGCUUGACACAAGCAUUUGCUCAACUCGGAUGGCAGAUGAUUUGUGCAUUGGCGAUUGUGGUCUGGUCGGUUUCUUUCAUCUUUCCAUUUUUCUGGAUUCUCAAAAAGGUCGGAAAACUUCGUGUAUCUGAAGAAGUGGAGAUCAAUGGUUUGGAUGUGUUCAAGCACGGAGAGAUGGCUUAUCCAUUGAGAGCUUAUGGACAUGGAUGGCAUGAUUUUGAGAGAGCUAACAAAGUUCAAGCGUUCAGUUCGAAAAUCACUGUUGGUGAAGGAAGAAACACAAGAAUCAUGAAGAUUCAUCCAGAAAUGUCCAUUGAACAACUUGCAUCUGUCUACGAUAGAAGUGGAAACAUCAUUCCAAUGCCGAAGAAGUCUCGUACUUUAUUCACAAACCCAGCAGAGAGAAAGCUGUCUCAGAUGGUUUAUGAUGAGAAUAAAAUGUGA